CCCGCAAUGAGGAUCUUGUGUGUGUGCCCAGAGGAUGUGGCUCUGCAGAAGGCGGCAUGUGGGUACCUUGCCUGUCUCUCACCCUAAUCUAAUAGAUGUACGGGGCCCUCUCUAAGCCCAGUCUGUCUCUCCCAAGCAGUUCUGUCUCUUUCUGUAGUAAAUCUCUGUGUCUCUCUCCCUUGAACACGCCUGUCUGGGCUGCUCCCUCCCCCCUCCUGUCUCUCUCUCUCCACCCUGCAGUCACAUCCUGCAGUCUCUGCCUCUCCAUCUGCUGUCUUGUGGGCUCUCUUCCUGCUGGGAAUUACAGCGAUCUGUACGGAAUCUCUCCGGCCCCGGCCCGUGUGAGCUGUCAUUGCCCCUGAGCCAGGAUUGUACAUCGGGCUAUCUCUCCGCUGCUGCCUCACGUCACCGGAUUUAUCAACCUGACUGGCGAUUUCCUAGCUAAUUUCUGCCGAUUUUCAGCUCCAAGGCCUAAAUGUGACUGUCCCGGGUUUCUGUACGUGUCCUUUCUGGAUCUGUAGCUGGAACUGUGUCUUGGACCUUCAUGCCGAGUCUUGGGCACUGAGCUGUCUCUUGCGGUCUCUGGAUGUCUCUCACUGUUGUCAGAAGGCCUGAAAUCGCCGGGGGCCGAGAUAAGGGUGUCCCCCAUCUAACAAGGGACUGCCUGCGCUCCUUCUGAUGGGACACGGAGUGCCGCCAUGUCCGAGGUGGGGGGUGGCGGCGGGCGGCGCCGCCUGCUGGACGAAGAGUUCACGCUGCAGGUAUAUCCUGGCAGCAUUGCACAAGAGGUCAUUUACUGGCCGGUUCCCGCCCGCCGGCACACAACAGCUGCAGAUGUCAUCGACACCCUUAUUACAGCACUGCGUUUGGACCGGGCUAAAUGCUAUGUGUUGGCGGAGGUCAAAGAGUUUGGGGGAGAAGAAUGGAUUCUUAACCCUUCUGACUGUCCUGUUCAGCGCAUGAUGCUGUGGCCUAGGCUGGCAUUAGAGGCCAGAGGAUCUGGGGAAGACUACCGAUUCCUUUUGAGAGAGAAGAACAUGGAUGGCUCCAUCCACUAUGGGAGCCUUCAGUCUUGGUUGCGAGUGACAGAGGAGCGCAGGCACAUGGUGGAAAGAGGUUUUCUUCCCCAGCAGCAGGGACCAGAGUGUGAGGAUCUUUGUGGUCUACCAGAUCUUAGUGAGAGGGCAUUGCUUGAAACACUCCGAACACGUUUCCGCCAGGAAAAAAUAUAUACUUAUGUGGGGACCAUCUUGGUGGCUGUGAACCCAUUCCGCUUUCUGCCCAUAUACAACCCCAAGUAUGUGAAAAUGUAUGACAACAGAAGGCUGGGGGAUCGAGAACCUCACAUCUAUGCAGUAGCUGAUGCUGCUUACCAUGCUAUGCUCCGCCGACAGCGUAACCAGUGCAUUGUUAUAUCUGGGGAGACUGGCUCUGGCAAGACCCAAAGUACCAAUUUUCUUAUUCACCAUUUGACUGCACUAAGCCAGAAAGGAUAUGCAAGUGGAGUGGAGCAGAUCAUACUUGGGGCUGGGCCAGUGUUAGAGGCUUUUGGAAAUGCCAAAACAUAUCAGAACAAUAAUUCCAGCCGUUUUGGAAAAUUCAUCCAGGUCAACUAUCACGAGACAGGAACUGUGCGUGGAGCGUACGUAGAAAAAUAUCUUUUGGAAAAGUCCAGGCUGGUUUAUCAGGAGCAGCAGGAAAGGAAUUAUCAUGUCUUCUAUUAUCUUCUUGCUGGGGCGAGUGAAGAGGAGAAGGCAGAAUUCCAUUUGGAGCAUCCAGAGAGCUAUCACUACUUGAACCAGAGAACGCGAAAGCCACAAAGACAGGUCUGGGGAGAAAGUUAUGGUGAAGAUGAAACAGACUCCUUGGGAGGAGAGGGUGAGGAUCUUAGACAUGACUUUGAACGACUGCAGCUGGCAAUGGAGAUGGUUGGUUUCAUGCCAGCAACACGAAGACAGAUUGUCUCAUUACUUUCUGCUAUUCUGCAUCUUGGAAACAUCCAGUACAAAAGAAAGACGUAUCGUGAUGAGUCAAUUGAUAUCUCAAACCCUGAGACCCUCAACAUUGUGUCUGAGCUUCUAAAGGUGCGGGAGGAGAUGCUGUUGGACGCAUUGAUAACAAGAAAAACUGUCACAGUUGGAGAAAAACUAAUCCUGCCAUACCGCUUGCCAGAGGCUAUCACUGUCAGAGACUCUUUGGCUAAGUCCCUUUACAGUGCUCUCUUUGACUGGAUUGUUUUUCGUAUCAACCACGCUCUGCUUAACAUCAACAGCAAAGCCAUAGAUGAAGGGAGCCAGACUCUCUCUAUAGGGGUUCUGGAUAUCUUCGGCUUUGAAGAUUAUGGAACUAACAGCUUUGAACAAUUCUGUAUCAACUAUGCAAACGAGCGACUACAGCAUUACUUCAACCAACACCUUUUUCAGCUGGAGCAGGAGCUGUAUCGCUCAGAAGGGAUUAGCUGGAGCAAUAUUACCUACUCUGAUAAUGGUGGCUGCAUUAAUUUGAUCAGCAAGAAACCAACUGGUCUCCUCCAACUUCUAGAUGAGGAGAGCAACUUUCCUCAGGCCACUCACCAGACCCUUCUGGAGAAAUUUAAGCGUCACAACGAACGCAACCCUUACAUUGAAUUCCCAGCAGUCAUGGAACCAGCCUUUAUAAUUCAUCAUUAUGCUGGCAAAGUUAAAUAUGGGGUCAAGGAUUUCCGAGAAAAGAACACAGAUCACAUGCGCCCUGACAUUGUAGCCUUGCUGCGCAGCAGCAGAAAUGCUUUUAUCAGAGGGAUGAUCUCUAUUAGUCCUGUGGGUGCCUUCCGCUGGGCUCUGCUGAGAGCCUUCUUCCGAGCCGUGGAGGCAUUUAAGCAGAGUGGGAAGAGCAGCAGCAAAAAGACUGGCUCGGGCCCCCUCUGUACACCGGGGCCCCCCGGCUCAGCUCACAAAGGCAUUUCUAGCUUUAGCUUUCUGCAGCACCCCGUCCACCAAAGGAGCUUACAGAUCCUGCAAAGGUGUCAGACCGACCAAUACAAUAUUCCUCGUCGGACUCCUCGCACUCCCCUUUCUGACCUGCAGGGAGCAAAUACUAUCCAGGAUAGAAGCCCUAAAGAAAUGAGCUGGACUUCACGAAGGCAAAACCGUCUCUCAUCAUCUAAUUCUUACCUGGAGGGUGGUGGUAUCUUCAUAAGUUCCUCCAGCUCCAACCAGAACAACAGCACUGACAGCAAAUUGCUGGAGAGGGCCCAUGGAAUCCUCAUGAGAAACAAGAGCACAAAAAACAAACCUGCUCUACCAAAGCAUCUGCUGGAUGUGAAGUCCCUGAAGCAUCUCUCCAACCUUACCCUACACGAUCGCAUUACCAAAUCUUUAUUGCACCACCACAAGAAAAAGAAGCCUCCUAGUAUUAGUGCACAGUUUCAGACUUCCCUCAACAAACUAAUGGAAACUCUCGGGCAAGCAGAACCUUACUUUGUAAAAUGUAUCCGAUCCAAUGCAGAGAAGGUACCAAUGCGUUUUGAUGAUGCUUUGGUACUUAGACAGCUGCGUUACACAGGAAUGCUGGAAACUGUCAGAAUACGCCAGUCUGGCUACAGCUGCAAAUACCCAUUCCAGGACUUCGUAACACAGUUUUCAGUGUUGCUGCCUAAAGACAUUUCCCCUGUCCAUCAAAGUAUCAAGGAAUUCUUCUGGAGAAUAGGCCAUAGCCCCGAUCAGUACCAAGUGGGGAGAACCAUGGUGUUCUUAAAAGAGCAAGAACGCCAGUGUCUGAUGGAAAUGUUGCACCAAACAGUACUUCAGCGAAUCAUUUUGCUGCAGCGUUGGAUAAGAGCAAGACUCCAACGUAAAAGGUUCCUACUCUUCAGGGAUGCAGUAAUUACUAUCCAGAGAUGUUGGAGACAUUACAAGAGGCGAUGGAUUGGUGAGGAACCCCCGGUUCCACACACACUUAUUCCUUGUGAGGCAGCUUGUAUUAUUCAGUCAUGGUGGAGAUGUCGAAGGACACGGCUCAGGUUUCUAAAGACAAAGAACUCGGUACUUGUUAUACAAAACUGCUGGCGAGAACAUAACCUGAAGAAGCAGAGGGCUGCUGUCUCCAUCCAAUCUUGGUGGAGAGCAUCUUAUCAGAAGAGCUUGUAUCAGAGAAAGCUGAAGUGUAUUAUUGUCCUGCAAGCAGCAUCUCGAGGUUAUUUAGCCAGAUGCAGAUUUCAUUCACUUAUGGAUCAAAAAUCAAACAGUUUUGUCCAUGAACUUUCCCAAGGAGACAAGGGUUCUGAACCCAUCAGACUUACUGCUCACACUCCAGACAUGAAUUGCACACAUUUGCAGGAUUCUGCUUCUUUUGAACUUCCUGGGCAGCAACUGUUAGAUUCCUCUUGUUCAGCAGAUCUCAACACGAUACCAGUUGAAGUUCACAUAAGGGAAAGGCCAAAAUCUCUUGAGAAUCCAAAUCAGCGAACGGUUUUCCGAGCAAAGAGAGAAAGCCGGCGCUUGCGGGAGCUAGAGCAAGCUCAGUUCAGUCUUGAGUUACUAAAAGUGCGCAGUGGAGGAAUCUCUCCUUCAGAGGAGCGGCGCUGGUCAGGAGAGGUUCUGGAUAAGCUUGUUGACACUCCAGAGAGUGACAGUUCUGUUUUUAGUUUGGAACUUAUAAACCCGGAGGAAAAUUUACAGUCUCCUAAAGAUCCUCCUACACAUCCAUCAGCCUCUGAAAUAAUUCCCAGCUCUCCAACUGACACACUAGCAAGCAAUGCCACUGAGGCAUGCCAAGAUUUCCCCAUUUGUGAUAUGGCAGCCUCAAAGACUUAUGAUCCAUCAAUUUUGUCUAGGAUAGAACCUCCGUACUCUGCCACACUUGAACCACAAUGCACUCCCAGUAAUGAUCACGGAAGUCACCUUAGUAAUGAGCAUCACUACACUCCAGAAAAGCUUCCUACUUGUGGAUCCUUGAGUCCUACCCAUUCUGUUCCACACUCCAAGUUUUUACCAGGAUCCCCUAAUCAUGAUUCUGUAAACUCUUACUUUACCAAUCAUACCCAAGUAUCUUCAAGACCAGUGAAUGUCUCAUCCAAUGGACCCAUAAUUUCCAAUGUAACAGAAGAAAAUGCUUCUUUCCACCACACACCAUCUGCUGCAUCUAUAGCUGUUGAUAUUUCACAAUCUAGCUGGAGACAGAAGCCUCAAGGGUUUGAGAUAUCAGAGAGUGCCCCUGCUAAAAGCUCUCUUCCUGUUUUUAAUAGGACACACACGCGGGAGCCGCUGCUGUCAAGCAGCCUCCCUACAUUCUAUCUCCCACAACAGGAAACUGUGCGGACCCAGAAGCUCACUGAAACUGGGGAGAUCCCUACUGAAUCUGUCUUGCAGCGGCUUCAAAAGCUGAAUGAGGAGAAGGAACAACAGCAAAAACAGCUUCAACAGGAGAAGGAGCGGCAAAUGAUGGAGCAGAUUCGCCAGGAAAAACAAGAACUUGAGCGGCAACGUAGGAUUCAGGAGACACAGGAACCAGAGAAAAUUCCAUUGGGGACCUCUAAAAGAAUAUCAGAUAGGCCACAGUCUUUGCUUAUUCAGAGUUCUCAACAGAAAAGUCCCCCAACUAAGCCCACUGUGGAGAUAAAGGGACUGAGCAUUGGAGGAAAAUGUGACCCACAAGUUUCACAAAAUGACCGUCCAAUAAGCAAAACUGUAGGAGGGCAGGACCCCCCAUGUAGGGACCCUGUGGGGGAGGCAAGAGAUACAGGAAAGCGACCUUGGUUGCACACCACAGGGAAUUCCACCAUAUUUUUUAACCCUAAAGGAAAUAUUAGUAACCCAGAAAUUGGCUCCUCCCCUCCUCAGCGGUGUGCUCGUGAUCCUAUAAAACGACUGGAUGCAACAGAGCCAUCAGCAGUGACAGAAGCCCCACACAGACGGAAGGCUCGCAUGGCUCGAACUCGCUCUGAUAUCAUGACUAGAGGAGCUCUUGGGGGGGCAGAUUCUGAGGAAGAGUCAGAUGACCAAGGGGAGCUGAACCUUCCCACUAACGCAGCUGAAGAGGCAGGCAGACUGAGCCAAGCUUGUCACAGCGACUCAGAAAUGAUGUUGCAGCGGGUGCAGGGAGGAGACAAGGCCAGCAGACUGCACAAGGCUGUGUCUCAGGGAGAGAUGUUCCGUUUUCUAAUCUCACACAACACUUCAGAGUCUGACACAAGACCACAGAAAGGGAAGAUUCGCUUCUGGGGGAAGUUGAAGGCUUCAGAGAAAUUGACCACUCCGUCAGAGAUUCUGGAGAUGGAUGUAGAUCCCUCGGGAAAAGAUUGCAUGUCUUCUAUUCUUUCAAGUGAUGUGGAUUCAGGCUUAUGGCUGGUCCCUCACAGUCCGGAUCUUAGUCGAGGGCGUGAAAAGGAGAACAAGGACCCUUCCCCAAAGGUACAGCGCAGAAGAAGUCUGAAGAUUAGCAGUGCUGGACUUGAACCUGUGCAGUGGCAACAUGAGCAUGCUCAGAUCAUCUGCAGUGCAAGUGACCUAAAGUGCAUGGAUGAGUUUCUGCAAAAAAAGAUUGGUGAUUUGGACUCUGAAGAUGGGAAGAAGGAUUCUCUGGUGGAUGUUCUGUUUAAAAGAGCCCUGAAAGAAUUCCGCCAGAAUAUCUUUAGCCUUUAUUCAACCUCACUCAUGGGAGAAGAAGGCAAGAGCAUUCGUUACAGAGACCUGGGUGCACUUUUUGAGCAGAUCCUGGACAAAACAAUGAAGCAGCAGCACCCUAGGAGUUGGAGUGAGUCUCCACUCAGAGUCUGGAUAAACACAUUCAAGGUCUUCCUAGAUGAGUUUGUCACUGAAUACAAACCCUUGAAUUACACUCCAGGAAAGAUCCAAAAGACAGAACGUAAAAAGAGGAGGAAAAAGGACUCUGACAUUGUAGAAGAACAUAAUGGUCACAUAUUUAAAAUCACCCAGUACAACAUUCCAACAUACUGCGAGUACUGCUCCUCACUCAUCUGGAUCAUGGAUCGAGCUGCUGUCUGCAAAUUGUGCCGAUACGCCUGUCACAAGAAAUGCUGUUCCCUGAUCAAUGUAGCGUGCAAUAAAAAGAAUGACUCUGAGCUUUCAACUCGGCAAUUUGGAGUGGACUUGUCGCGCCUUACUAAUGAGGAGCGCCUGGUGCCUGUGUUGCUGGAGAAGCUGAUCAGUUAUAUUGAGAUGCAUGGACUGUAUACAGAGGGAAUAUAUAGGAAGCCGGGCUCUACCAAUAAAAUCCGUGAACUAAGGCAAAGUUUAGACACAGAUAUUGAAAAUGUAAAUCUGGAUGAUUAUAAUAUCCAUGUUAUUGCCAGUGUGUUCAAGCAGUGGCUAAGGGAGCUGCCCAAUCCUCUCAUGACCUUUGAACUAUAUGAAGAAUUCCUCAGAUCCAUGGGGCUGGGGGAAAGAAAAGAAACAGUUCGAGGAGUUUAUUCUGUGGUAGACCAGCUCUCCCGGACACACCUCAUAACAUUGGAGAGACUCAUCUUCCACUUGGUCAGGAUUGCACAACAAGAAGAGACCAAUCGCAUGUCUGCCAACGCGUUAGCCAUUGUGUUUGCCCCAUGUAUUCUUCGGUGUCCAGACACAACAGACCCACUGCAAAGUGUGCAGGACAUUGGAAAGACAACUGCCUGUGUUGAGCUGAUUGUGGUGGAGCAAAUGAACAAAUACAGAGCUCGUCUAAAGGAUAUAAACAGCUUGGAGUUUGCUGAGAAUAAAGCAAAGAGCCGACUAUCCCUUAUCCGCAGGUCCAUGAAACCCGUACUAAUUGCAGUUAGAUUUAUGAGCAUAAAUCGCAGCUCCCUUCCGGGGAAAGGACGUCUCCGGCCUGGACUAAGCCCAGUGAUAUCUGGACUCUCCACUGCGGCUACAGAUGCAGCAGGUGAUCACAGCUUGUCUAGCAUCCCCUCAGAGGAGGAAUCCCCAGAGCAGAAGGAGGCUGCUAUGCAACAGGAAGAGAGAAUCUUGGCCCAACAGAUUGAGACUUUACAAAAGGAAAAGGAAGAGCUGGCCUAUGAGAUGCUGGCACUGGAGCCCCGAGCUUCAGAUGACGAGACCCUGGAGUCGGAGGCAUCACUGGGAACUGCAGACAGCUCAGAAAAUCUGAAUUGUGAAUCUGAGGGGGCUGUGUCCAUCAGGACAGAUAAAAGCUUAGGACUGAGUUCUGGAAAAGGUUCUCGUUCUGAGUUAACCCGAGCCAGGAGACAGGCCAAAAGGGACAUGCAAAGCACAGAUACCAGAGAUCGCAACCUCUCCUCUCCAACGGCCUCAUCCUGCUUACCCCAACUAGGCAGAAAGAGGUUCCAUUUGCACCCUUUCUACAGAGCACAGGGGGACAGCCGAGAGUCAGCACCAGCCAGUGCUCAGGAUCCUGGUGCACCUUUACAUUUCACUAGUCGUGGGACUUUUAAUCCAGAGAAAGGACGGCAGAAACUGAAAAGUGCCAAGCAAUCCCCACAAAAACCCAGGGACACCCCAGAUGGUGGUGAGCAUAAAAUUCUGGGACCAGAUGGCAGCUCACAAUCUAUCGUUUUGUUUGGGAGCAACGAGUUUAUGGUGUGAAGAAAACUUCAAACCCUUCCCUAAGACCGCCUGCCAAACGCCAUACCCCUGUCUUGCCAAGCUCUGUGCCCUACAUCAUAGCUUUAGCCUUGUGCCUCAGUCGCGCACAGUCACAAGCUACAGAAUGCUUGGCAUGCACACCCAGCUCAAACUGAGCACCAGGAAACUUGUGUUUAACAAGCUGACUCCACUACUUUUCAUGGGAUUCUGUUACCCACCCUCUCCUAAUGCUAAUGAUUUUGUCAGAGAGGCUUUUAUUAUAAAUAUAACUAUAUUAUUAUUAUUAAUAAUAAUAAUUUUAUUUGUGGUUUGUAAGCCCUGUAUAAAUAAACCAGUCCCUUUUAAUUUAAAACAGCAUCUGCACUGUGGACGCAACGCUAUGGAAGGGUGAAGACUACAUUAAACAUUCCUCUAGGUGAGGAGAUGCAACCCCCCCCCCCCCCCCCCUUGGUUCUUUGCCCCUGAGAUGUUUCGACAGAACCCAAGGGAACUUCUGACCACUGUGUGAGCACAUUCCAGGGAUCUGUUAAUGGAUGCACACUGUACUGUCCAGGCCACACAGAGGUCCAUGCCAAGGGAUGACGAGAUAUUGGCACCCACUUUAGAGACAUAUGACUUCUAUUACAUGGACCAGAUCAGGACUCAGUGGAGCUCUGUGGGACAGAAAUAGGGAUGAAACAGCUGCCUCACUGCAUUGCCCCUUCUAGUAUCACAUUUACCCUCACAUAAGCCUGCUGAGCCUUAAAAGGGGCAGAAUCCUUCCAGACUGAAUGUAAAUGUUUUGUAUCUGGGAGAAAAAAACUAGGUGCAAAUAUUACUCCAGACUGGUGGGAGGGAAAGCUGUUGUAUGUAUGUAUUCAGUACAAUCUGUUUAAUAUUUUCAGCUGUAAAUCCCAUCUCAUUGAGAGCAAACCCAGCUUAUUAAACAACAAAAGCUGCAGAAUGUUA
This is a messenger RNA of Xenopus tropicalis (tropical clawed frog), 9488 nucleotides long. RefSeq names its product myosin 9a (gene myo9a). Gene Ontology annotation, biological process: intracellular signal transduction; cell junction organization; signal transduction. Gene Ontology annotation, cellular component: growth cone; myosin complex; cytoplasm. NCBI's taxonomy places the organism in Eukaryota, Metazoa, Chordata, Amphibia, Anura, Pipidae. The transcript has 44 exons. Bases 699 to 8540 code for a protein of 2613 amino acids. Gene Ontology annotation, molecular function: ATP binding; microfilament motor activity; GTPase activator activity. The record is from RefSeq and is a predicted model, not a curated record.